This is a messenger RNA of Aspergillus pseudoviridinutans, 1002 nucleotides long. RefSeq lists its product as uncharacterized. Gene Ontology annotation, biological process: secondary metabolic process. The coding region runs from base 1 to 1002 and encodes 333 amino acids. The record is from RefSeq and is a predicted model, not a curated record. The transcript has 2 exons. Lineage: Eukaryota; Fungi; Ascomycota; Eurotiomycetes; Eurotiales; Aspergillaceae.
AUGGUAUCCUUAAAGACAGUACAAGCAUCCAACGCUGGCAUUCGUGCCCUCCCCAACAUAACUGCCCUAUUCGUUGGUGGCACCAGUGGCAUCGGCCAGAGCACCCUGCGCCAGUUGGCUCGUCACGCCGACAGCCCUACGGCCUAUAUAAUCGGUCGCAACAAGGCUCGCGCCAGUCCAUUUCUUUCUGAACUGCGGCAACUGAGUCCCAAGGGUCGCUUCCACUUUAUCGAGACGGAUGUAUCGCUAGUGCGCAAUGUCGAUGCCGCGUGCCGGCAGAUCCUCCAGCGGGAGAAGCAGCUGAACUUUCUCUUUAUGACUCCUGGGGGUAUCUCUUUGGGAGGGCGCAAUGAUACUGUUGAGGGUAUAGACUACCUCUUUGCUCUCCGCUACUAUUCCCGCAUGCGCUUUAUCCAGAAUCUCCUCCCUCUUCUUGAAUCAUCCGGACCAAGCCGUGUCGUCAGUGUCUACGGUGGCGGCUUCGAGUACUCCAUCAACACGUCCGACCUGGACCUCAAGCACAACUUCUCUUUGCUCAACGCCUACAAGCACUCCAUUACCAUGACCUCUCUGAGCAUGGAACACCUCGCCAACACCCACCCUGCCGUUAGUUUCAUUCACGUCUAUCCGGGUCUUGUCGGCACCAAUAUCUACACAAACAGCUUCCCUGCACCCAUUUCAACAUUCUACAACUACGUGAUGUGGCCGUUCAUGUGGCCCUUCUCCGUGAAUCUCAGCGAGACUGGCGAGCGACAUCUAUUCCAUCUGAGCUCUGCACGCUACCCGGCUAAACAGGGCAUCGCGUCCCAAGGAGUUUCGGUUGAGUCUGGAGAUACGGCUACAGGCACUAAUGGGGAAAUUGGGAGUGGUGCUUAUCUACUGAAUUGGAAGGGAGAGGUUAGACCGAGUACAAAAGUUCUGGCGCAGUAUCGGGAACAGGGGAUACCGAAACUGGUUUGGGGCCAUACAGAGACUCUUCUGGAUGGAGCGGUGCGUCGAUAA